This is a messenger RNA of Charadrius vociferus (killdeer), 273 nucleotides long. It is a transcript of the gene ATP5MF, whose product is annotated as ATP synthase, H+ transporting, mitochondrial Fo complex, subunit F2. The record is from RefSeq and is a predicted model, not a curated record. The transcript is spliced from 3 exons. Lineage: Eukaryota; Metazoa; Chordata; Aves; Charadriiformes; Charadriidae. Gene Ontology annotation, molecular function: proton-transporting ATP synthase activity, rotational mechanism. Bases 1 to 273 code for a protein of 90 amino acids. Gene Ontology annotation, biological process: proton motive force-driven mitochondrial ATP synthesis.
AUGGGGAACCGAUCUCCGCCGGUGAGGAGACUGGAGGGGUAUAAGGCGACAGAGCGGCCAUCCCCUCCUCAGCGGCUCCAUACUGGGGGCUGGGAGGAGCAGCCCGACGCACCCAACAUGGCGCCAGGUUACGACAGAUACUACAAUAAAUAUAUCAAUGUCAAGAAAGGGGGCCUCGGUGGUAUCUCCAUGGUGCUUGCUGGUUAUGUUGUCAUCAGCUACAUCUGGAGCUACAGUCACAUCAAGCAUGACCGCCACAGGAAGUACCACUGA